UGCAGUUGCAAGUAUUCGUAAUAUCUGUGUAGAAAGGAGGAAGGAAUCUCUCAAUCUUUCUUAUCUUCUUUGCCCGUCUCUCAUUCCUUUUAUCCGAUCCUUUCUUGUCGGUCUUUUUCUUUUCUCAAGUAUCCCAAACAAGUUUCAACUUACUUGCGCUUCCCACUAUAACUUUUUUUUUUUUUUUAUUCCAUCACUGUUUUUCGCUAAUUUUUUUUUUUUUUGAUGACCCACAUGGUUCCUUCUAUUCAGAUCUUUGCCAAUUGUACAUAAAAAAUUUCUAUAUAUAGAUCGUCCUUCGGUUUCAUCAGGAUUUUACUUUCUCAGAUUUGUAAUCCUGAAUUAUUGAAUUAUCGGACCGAAUACGUGAGCGGAAGCAUCCAGAGAAACGAGGAAUUUUUUUUCCUGUUCUUCUGGUUUUGAUCGGUGAUUAAAAAAGCUUUUUGAUUCUUGAUCUCUAUUUUAAGGAGAUGGUGAUGGGGUCUCUGCAAGGACCAGUUAUUAGUCCCACUGUUCAGGCUAAACGAGCCGGACUUUACACUGUGCCAACGUUGGGUACCUUCGAAAGGGCUAGGCUUCUUAGAAAUGAGUUGUGGGGAUUCAAAGGAAUCGGCGGCAAAAUCACAAAGGCAGGUUUUCCUUCCCGCCAAUUAAAUGUGCGAAAAUGCAAGACAAUUCAAUGCACUUUCAGUUCAUCCUCUAAUGGGAAUGGAAGCAUGGCUGAAAAUUUCAAUGAAAAUGAUGAAGAUUACGUGAACUCCAGCGUACUCGAAGCUGUUGAAGUGAAGAGUGGAAUAGAUGGUUUCAUGAUUAAAAUGAGGGACGGUAGACACUUAAGAUGCGUACAUAACAAUCCUCAGGGUGGGCACCUGCCAGAUUACGCUCCGCAUCCUGCAAUUGUGUUGAAAAUGGAAGAUGGGACCGGUCUUCUUCUCCCAAUAAUUGUUUUGGAGAUGCCAAGUGUGUUGCUUAUGGCAGCAGUGCGCAAUGUUCAAAUUGCUAGGCCUACCCUUUAUCAAGUGGUGAAGGAGAUGAUCGACAAGAUGGGUUAUGAAGUUAAACUUGUUAGAGUUACAAAGAGAGUGCAUGAGGCAUAUUUUGCUCAGUUGUACCUCACCAAGGUGGGUGAUGAGACAGAGUCUGUCAGCUUUGACCUCCGACCUUCAGAUGCAAUCAAUAUUGCAGUAAGAUGCAAGGUUCCAAUACAAGUAAACAAGUACCUGGCAUACAGUGAUGGAAUGAGAGUCAUUGAAUCUGGGAAGCUUACGACACAGACCCUUGCUUCAGAUGGCUUUUUAUUUACUGAACUGGAUCGGCCAAGUGGUAAGCCUUGUGUUGAAGCAAAGGAGUUUGAUCUUGUGCGCAACAUGCUGAUUGCAGCUGUUGAGGAACGCUAUAGAGAUGCUGCUCAGUGGAGGGACAAACUGACUCAACUUAGGGCCAGAAGAAACUUGACCUGAGAGGCACUCCCGAGAUUUAUAUUGUAAAUAGACACCAUUGUUGGAAGUUGGUGAGGCGGGCUUUCAGUAAUCCGUCAUGCCUCUAUCCUCUUCUGCCACUCUAUAUAUAUAUAUAUAUAUAUAUAUAUAUAUCUAUUUAGGAAGUUUGUGAAUAUAUGUAUGUAUAGAUACGCUUUACUGCCUUGUAAUUUUCAAGCCACAGUCAUUUUCCCUGCUUGUUCUGUAGCUUAUGGAAUGCUUCGCUAAAUAUCUAUGCAUUCGUGGUGCCUUUACCACCCCAUUA
Messenger RNA from Ziziphus jujuba (common jujube), 1743 nucleotides. Its product is annotated as bifunctional nuclease 2. Gene Ontology annotation, biological process: protein ubiquitination. The coding region runs from base 471 to 1460 and encodes 329 amino acids. The transcript has 11 exons. Gene Ontology annotation, cellular component: VCB complex; nucleus. Gene Ontology annotation, molecular function: nuclease activity. The record is from RefSeq and is a predicted model, not a curated record. NCBI's taxonomy places the organism in Eukaryota, Viridiplantae, Streptophyta, Magnoliopsida, Rosales, Rhamnaceae.